GAGCGAGCGGGUGCCAAGGUCUAUUCCAAAUCAUUCAAACCGUUGUGAUUGUAUCACACGAUAUAAAGAAAUAAGACAAAAUAAUGCCCAAAAGGUAGCCCUUAUUUGAGUAGGCUAUACCAUCAAUACCUUGUCUGUGGCCUCUGAAGCGGAUCCAGGCUGCACCAGGUGGGAGGAGGAGGAGGAGCCGGGAGGAGGAGGAGGUGGAGGAGGGCUCACAGAAGAGACGCUGACAGCUCCAGGUAUGCGAUCAGCUAAAGGGAGAACAUAAGUUAGUUCCAUGUAAACUCUGGUUAAUGGGGACGACUAAACCUCUCAGUUCGCUGUUAUGUGGUUUUGAAUCGUUGAUUUGCUGACCCGAUAGACUCGGAUCGGGAGAGAGAAAGAUGGCGCAGGAGGAUCCUCUGUAUGACUUCCCCGAGCCAGCCCCGUCAUCAGACAUCAAACGGGUUGUCCACCAAAGGGCGCAGGGAUCCCUAAAAAGUGUCAGCGUGCUGGACCGCCUGCUGCUCACAGUGCCAGUCUGGCUGCAGCUGCCGAUCAACCCUGCUACCGCACUACACAUCCUGCAGAAGGAACCGCCUGGGGCCUUUCUGGUGCGUAAUUCCCGUACAUCCAGGAGAAACGUGCUCUGUGUCCGUCUGACUGACGACUGCGUUCCAUCAUUUGUGCAGCAGUUUGGCAUCCGGGAGCAGCAUUCCACGUUCUGCCUGGAGUCAUCAGCCAUUAGUUUUCCAGACCUCCCCCGGCUCAUAGCCUUCUACUGCGUCAGCAGGGAUGUGCUCCCUUUCCCCCUGGAGCUCCCUGAGGCCAUCGCCAAGGCAACCUCCCACAAGCAGCUGGAGUCAAUCUCGCAUAUGGGAAUCGAAUUCUGGAGCUCCCAGCUGAACUACCGUGGUCCACGGGGGACCCCUAAAGCCAAGGACCACGACAAGACGGACCCAGGCGCUACAGAGAACUCGCCACAGACUCCUGCUGCUCAGUUUCCCUCCACGGCUGCGUCAGAUUCCCUCCCCCAACCUCAUCCAGCCAACCAGAUUCCUCAGCUGCCGCCUAGUCAUGCUGCUUGCAGCCAAUCCAUGACCAGUCCCACCGUGUUCCAGAAGCUCUGUCCAAUCACAACCCGCAGCCCGAGGGAGCUGGACUGUGGCUCGGGCGCCCUGUGCUUCGUCAACCCGCUCUUCAUCCAGCCCCAGAGUGUCCUCCACCGACGCCAGCUCUUCAAACGCAGCCUGAAGGUGAGGGUCUCCACCGAGACCAGCAGCUUUCUCUCCCCUCCUCUGGCUCCUCCCCCUCCCCCGCCACUCAUGCCCAAGACCAGGGGGAAAUGUAAAGCCAAGCUCGCGCUGGAGGCACUCCCCCCGCAGUGUCCGCCAAAGGGUCAGACCUCGCCGAGACCCGGCGCACACGCAACCCUAACCCAAGAGGCCCUCGUGGGAGCCCCACCAGGAUCUCCCGGACCGGGGGCCCAGGAGGAGGAGGAGCGAACGAAGGUCCCGGUACCGGUGGAAGUGGGGCUUAUCCCCGCAGGACAGGAGGCCAGGGACGCGGACGACGCUGGGGCCGAGUCAGACUACAUUGAGCCCCCUUUCGUCCACCCCCAGGCCUCAGCUCCUGGGUCCCCCUUCCUCUCCCACACUCCCUCACCCAUGGAAUGCCCUCCCCCAUUCCUCAAGGCCUCCCUCUCCCCACACAACUCUCCCUCGCUCUCGCCCUACCAGUCGCCCAGCCCCUCUCCCAUGCUGCCGUACUCCCCGACGCCCUUCGCCUCUCCCUGCGCCUCGCCCACGGUGGAGGACGCCUAUCAUGUGCCGUGUUCCACAGCCUUGAGACCGGCUCCCGAGAACGCCGCCGAGGGCGGUCAGGGACGAGGAGAUUGGGAGGAAAAGGAGAACGAGGAUGACGAGAGCAGCAAGGACGAAGGGGAGGAAGCCAUGGGAUUGCUUUUGGAAGAGCUUUAUGCAUCUAGCCUUAACAACCCAGCAUGCUGCGACUCCCUCAGCAGCUCAGAGGGCGAGGACGAAGAGAGCCUGUCCCCAUCGCCCCUCCCGCAGCUGGGCGUCUGUCCACUCACCCCCAGUAGUAACCUCCCCUGAACGCAUAAUGGUACGAUCAAGCGGAUCACAGCUGGAAGUUCAUCUCAGACUUAUGUUUCAAUAGAGGUGUGGUCCUGUUUGGAGUCUUUACUUGACCGAGCGAUACACAACAGCCAUUCCCGGAUUAUUCAAGGGCUCUUUAUGGUUCCACGUUCGCGACACGCAAGGGGGUUACGGACCACUUACGUCCUUGUGGACCCUUCCUAGCGUUCACCGCAAGGGCCAGACGUGCGCCUAACAAAAAUCAUAACCUUCCGUCAAGGCGAUGCAGCAGGAAGGGCUGGCUGUGAUCCGCUUACUAAAACCCGACGCAGAACCAUAAACGUUCACGACCGCGUUGAAGCGUCUGCGUGGUCAUUGCGUUGCGGGAACGUGGGACCAUAAAAAGGCCUUUAGUAGUAUGUGGGAGUUUUAAGUCAUAAAAUCUAAGAAAUUUGAGAACAUAUUCCGAUGUCAUUAACUAUUUGGAGAGCGACCAUGUUUUGGGUCGUACAUCCCUGGUCAACAGUAUUUUUAUGAAAUCCCCCAAAUUUAUUUUAUAUACUUAACCUUAAGGUCAGCCUCCAGUGGACUUCAUUGACAAGUGUUAUGACUGUUGUGGCUUGUGCAAUACAGUUUAGAAUAAUACAAUUAUUUCAGAAAAUUAAAGCCUUCAAAUUCGAUGAAAAAA
Gadus macrocephalus (Pacific cod) is the source of this 2766-nucleotide messenger RNA. Its product is annotated as ras and Rab interactor 2-like. The coding region runs from base 387 to 2096 and encodes 569 amino acids. The record is from RefSeq and is a predicted model, not a curated record. The transcript has 7 exons. NCBI's taxonomy places the organism in Eukaryota, Metazoa, Chordata, Actinopteri, Gadiformes, Gadidae.